UGGUAGCACAUCUCUCCUCAUACUCUCUAGAUCUCAUAAUGACUCCAAGCACGACCUCCGAAACGGCCCCGUCUCAUUCUCCGAGACAAACUGUGGCCAUGAGAAAAGAAGCACUUGAAUUGCGAAAGACGCUGAAACCGUUGAUGGAAAAGAGAAGGCGCGCUCGCAUCAAUGACAGCCUUAACCAACUGAAGGCGCUGAUUCUUCCCCUAACAGGAAAAGACAAUUGUCGCUACUCCAAGCUCGAAAAAGCCGAUAUCUUGGAGAUGACCGUGAGAUUCCUCAAGGAAAUCCCAGCCUCUUCACCAAAAGAUCAGACUGAGAGCUUCAAUGAGGGCUACAAAGCUUGCCUCCAGCGCGUUUCCACGCUGAUCCCCAAAGUCAACCUGGACAAAGAGGCCAGCCAGCGGGUGAACAACUUCAUCAGGCAAUCUGUGCCUGUUGCAUCCUGUCAGAACUGUUGCGCCCAGAGCUCAAGGAUGCUCCCGCAAAUUCAGCAGAGGCUGAGCAACAAGCUAUCAGUCCCGACCGGCGACAUGCAAGGCAUCAUCGCUCCAGUUCCCAGUCGACCACAGCCUGCGCAACAGCCAGCCAAUGCCUGCAUGUGGAGACCUUGGUAG
Messenger RNA from Alosa sapidissima (American shad), 620 nucleotides. Its product is annotated as transcription factor HES-2-like. The transcript has 4 exons. Gene Ontology annotation, biological process: regulation of transcription by RNA polymerase II; regulation of neurogenesis; anterior/posterior pattern specification. Bases 39 to 620 code for a protein of 193 amino acids. Gene Ontology annotation, cellular component: nucleus. Gene Ontology annotation, molecular function: RNA polymerase II cis-regulatory region sequence-specific DNA binding; DNA-binding transcription factor activity, RNA polymerase II-specific; protein dimerization activity. Lineage: Eukaryota; Metazoa; Chordata; Actinopteri; Clupeiformes; Clupeidae. The record is from RefSeq and is a predicted model, not a curated record.